Molecule: messenger RNA, 2301 nt
Organism: Orycteropus afer afer
Lineage: Eukaryota; Metazoa; Chordata; Mammalia; Tubulidentata; Orycteropodidae
Gene: MTMR10
Product: myotubularin related protein 10
Exons: 16
Coding region: 1-2301 (766 amino acids)
Source: RefSeq, a predicted model, not a curated record
AUGUUCUCCCUCAAGCCGCCCAGACCUACCUUCAGGUCCUACCUCCUGCCGCCGCCCCAGACUGAUGAAAAGGUUAAUUCGGAACCGAAGAUUAAAAAACUGGAGCCAGUCCUUUUGCCAGGAGAAAUUGUUGUAAAUGAAGUGAAUUUUGUGAGAAAAUGCAUCGCAACAGACACAAGUCAGUAUGAUUUGUGGGGAAAGCUGAUAUGCAGUAACUUCAAGAUUUCCUUUAUUACGGACAAUCCAAUGCCAUUACAGAAAUUCCAUUAUAAAAACCUUCUCCUGGGUGAGCAUGAUGUCCCAUUAACAUGUAUUGAGCAAAUUGUCACAGUAAAUGACCACAAGAGGAAGCAGAAAGUCCUAGGCCCCAACCAGAAACUAAAAUUUAAUCCAACUGAGUUAAUUAUCUAUUGUAAAGAUUUCAGAAUUGUGAGAUUCCGCUUUGAUGAGUCAGGCCCUGAAAGUGCCAAAAAGGUAUGCCUUGCAAUAGCUCAUUAUUCCCAGCCAACAGACCUCCAGCUACUCUUUGCAUUUGAAUAUGUUGGGAAAAAAUACCACAAUGAAGCCAGCAGUAUAAAUGGAAUACCCCCAGGAGGUGGAGCUGGUGGUGGCAGCAGCCAAAAAACUCCUCUGUUUGAAACCUACUCAGAUUGGGACAGAGAAAUCAAGAGGACAGGUGCUUUUGGAUGGAGAGUUUGUUCCAUUAAUGAGGGUUACAUGAUAUCUACUUGCCUUCCAGAAUACUUUGUAGUGCCAAGUUCCUUGGCAGACCAAGAUCUAAAGAUCUUUUCCCAUUCUUUUGUUGGAAGAAGGAUGCCGUUGUGGUGCUGGAGUCACAACAAUGGUAGUGCUGUUGUCAGAAUGGCUCUCAUAAAAGAUGUAUUACAACAGAGAAAAAUUGAUCAAAGGAUUUGUAAUGCGAUAACUAAAAGUCAUCCACAGAGAAGCGAUGUUUACAAAUCGGAUUUGGAUAAAACCUUGCCUAAUAUCCAGGAAGUACAGGCGGCAUUUGUAAAACUUAAGCAACUAUGUGUUAAUGAACCUUUUGAAGAAACUGAAGAGAAAUGGUUAUCUUUGCUGGAAAGUACUCGGUGGUUAGAAUAUGUAAGGACAUUCCUUAAACAUUCAGCAGAACUUGUAUACAUACUUGAAAGCAAACAUCUCUCUGUAAUCUUACAAGAGGAGGAGGGAAGAGACCUGAGCUGUUUUGUAGCUUCUCUUAUUCAAGUGAUGCUGGAUCCCUACUUUAGGACAAUUACUGGAUUUCAGAGUCUGAUACAGAAAGAGUGGGUUAUGGCAGGAUACCAGUUCCUGGACAGGUGCAACCACUUAAAGAGAUCAGAGAAAGAGUCUCCUUUAUUUUUACUGUUCUUGGAUGCCACAUGGCAGCUAUUAGAACAAUAUCCAGCAGCUUUCGAGUUUUCUGAAAUGUAUUUGGCUGUCCUGUAUGAUAGCACCCGGAUAUCACUGUUCGGCACUUUCCUGUUCAACUGUCCUCACCAGCGUGUGAAGCAAAGCACAGAAUUUGCUAUAAGCAGAAAUAUCCAGUUGGGUGAUGAAAAGGGCUUAAAAUUUCCAUCAGUUUGGGACUGGUCUCUUCAGUUUACAGCAAAGGAUUGCACUCUUUUCCAUAAUCCUUUAUAUGUUGGAAAGAGCACACCUUGUAUACAAAAUGGUUCUGUGAAAUCUUUUAAGCGGACAAAGAAAACCUACAGUUCCACCCUACGAGGAAUGCCAUCUUCUUUGAAGAAUGGAAUCAUCAGUGAUCAAGAAUUACUUCCGAGAAGAAAUUCUUUGAUAUUAAAACUAAAGCCAGACCCAUCUCAGCAACUGGAGAGCCAGAACAGUGGUGUGGAGCAGUACUUCAGAGACUGGUUCUCCAAACCCACUGACCUGCAUGGCAUCAUCUUGCCACGUCUGUCGGGAACACACAUAAAGCUGUGGAAACUCUGCUACUUUCGCUGGGUCCCCGAGGCCCAGAUCAGUGGAGGCGGCUUCAUCACUGCCUUUCAUAAGGCCUCCCUUCUGGUGGAUGAGAUCGACAUGCUCAGCAGGAUGCUCCGACAGCACCAGCGUGGCCCUCUGCCAGCCUGCUACGCACAGCCUGACCAGAGCAGGAUGUACUUCCAAGCCAGCAGCCCACACACCACCUCGGGAACCCCCGAGUUCCUCUCUUCUUCUUUUCCAUUUUCUCCUGUGGGCAAUCUGUGCAGACGGAGCAUUUCAGGAACACCAUUAAGCAAAUUCUUAAGUGGGGCCAAAAUAUGGUUAUCUACUGAGACAUUAGCAAAUGAGGACUAA